CAGCCAAGAAGUUGUUACUAGUACUUAAUAAUUUCUGCGGCCAAGGAUUGUUGAGAGAUCAGUUUACCAUGUCCUGAAAAAAAGCUCUUGCUUUUUCUUAGCCUUCACUUCUUCAAACAUCCCACUAUGUCAAUGGCUUUAUUCUCAGCUCCACCACUUCAUUUCCCUCCUUCAAAACACCACACAACACACAAACCUUAUCCUUCUCUAAGUUUCAAGAAACCCCAUCUCACUUUCUUGGUUUCUCCGAAAGCUAUUGAUAAUGGUUCAGGUAGUGUAAGUUCUACUUCUGCUGCUACUGUUGAGCCUGAAAUACCUGAAGAAAAAGGUGUGAAAGUUGAGGAGUCAAAUGAGGCUACUUUGGGGUCUAAUGGGUCAGCUCCGGUAGCUUCUGCCGGAGCUCCGGUAACGGAGACUGUGAGGAUGUUUCAAGAUUCAAGAUGGGUUGGUGGGACUUGGGAUUUGAACCAGUUUAAGAAAAAUGGAGAGACUAAUUGGGAUUCUGUUAUUGAUGCUGAGGUUAGGAGAAGGAAAUGGUUGGAAGAUAACCCAGAGUCAUCAAGUAAUGAAGCUCCUGUGCUUUUUGACACCUCCAUUAUUCCAUGGUGGGCAUGGAUGAAGAGAUUCCAUCUUCCUGAAGCUGAACUUCUCAAUGGUCGUGCUGCGAUGGUUGGCUUCUUUAUGGCCUAUUUUGUGGAUAGCUUGACCGGUGUAGGCCUAGUUGACCAAAUGGGCAACUUCUUUUGCAAAACACUAUUGUUUGUAUCUGUGGCUGGUGUGCUUCUGAUACGCAAGAAUGAGGAUAUAGAAACACUCAAGAAGUUGGUAGACGAGAGUACUUUUUAUGACAAGCAGUGGCAAGCAUCUUGGCAAGACGAGAACUCAAGCAGUUCAAAGGACUCUUGAACACAUUUCUCACAUAAGUGUUGAUUUUCAUAUAUUCGGAAAAUUGCAAUUAGGUGAUGGCACCAUGCUAGUCAGAAGGGAGCGGAAAAUUGUAUUCACCAUUUUGUUUUAGUUCUUAAUGUAUCUUCUUUCCUUUUUUUUUUUUUUUUUUUUUUGUUUUUGACUAUGAUUUUUUUUUUUCCUAUGUAGUGAACAACUUUUUAGCUGAUCUAUGAUAUUAUUUUGUCAGAUGGCAUAGUCAUGCUUCAAA
This is a messenger RNA of Lycium barbarum (goji berry), 1156 nucleotides long. Its product is annotated as light-harvesting complex-like protein 3 isotype 1, chloroplastic. The record is from RefSeq and is a predicted model, not a curated record. Lineage: Eukaryota; Viridiplantae; Streptophyta; Magnoliopsida; Solanales; Solanaceae. The transcript is spliced from 3 exons. The coding region runs from base 127 to 906 and encodes 259 amino acids.